Molecule: messenger RNA, 3845 nt
Organism: Quercus lobata
Lineage: Eukaryota; Viridiplantae; Streptophyta; Magnoliopsida; Fagales; Fagaceae
Product: NEDD4-binding protein 2-like
Exons: 3
Coding region: 169-672 (167 amino acids)
Source: RefSeq, a predicted model, not a curated record
UAUUUGACGAAGAAGCGGGGGACUAGAGGAUCAAGAGGCAUACAAGAAAAUUUUAUCAAACUACAUCACAAGGGUUCAAGCAAUAGCCUAGUCAUAUUGGCAUCUUUUGUGGUGCUCCGUGUUUGUGACAAAAGUUUUUCCCUGUGGAGAACCGGGAUCAUUGCUGAGAUGAUGGAUACUAGAAAGCUUUCUGAGUGUGAAUUGGAUGAUGUCUACAAGUUCUACAGAAAAGAUGCGCAGAAAAUGAUAAGGACAGUAUCCCAGUACUCAAGAGCAGCCAAUGAUGCAUAUCGAAGAGGUGAUUGUGUUUCCGGUCAUCAUUACUCAUUGAUGGCUCAAGAAGCACAAUUCGCUGCUAAUUGUCUCAACGCUAGGGCAGCCAUGGAAAUUUUCAAAUCCGUGAAUAGAACGGACGAUUUAUGGAGAUUGGAUUUGCAUGGUCUUCAUGCAAAUGAAGCCAUUCGAGCUUUGCAAUGCCGUCUGCAACAAAUUGAACUAUCAGGGCAGAGGCCAAAACCAUUAGAGGUCAUCACAGGUAGAGGUAAACACAGCCGAGGAGCUCCUGUCAUUCCAGCAGCUGUGACGAACUACCUUAAGGAAUGCAGAUACCGUUUCUAUGAAUUGCGGGCAGGAGCAAUAGCAGUUCAGCCCAAGUUUGUAGAGCUAAAGUGAAGAGAUUCUUAGCUAGCGAAACAAUUAUCUGAGCUGCUGCUAGUUGUGGAGGUUCUUGCUUGAAUAAUUUAUUCUUUGCAAAUGAUUGUUGCAUCUUUGGGAAAGCAUCAAGUCUGACUUGUGAUGAGAUUCUUCGUGUUUUUUACUGUUAUGAGAAACUGUUAGGUUGUUAACAGAGCAAAAACCCAAGUUUUCUUCGGUUCAAAUGUGCAGAAAUCCGACCAGGAUUCAUUUACAAUUCUGUUGGUUGGUCAAGAAACAAACAGUUUUGAUCGUUAUUUGGGGUUCCAGCUUUUAUUGGUCGCUCUAGAUGUGCCGCAUUUGAAGGUUUAAAAUGCCAAGUAUUGCUGGGAAGGAAGUUUUGAUAAAGUCUGUCAUACAAGCCCAUCCCUUCUUAUGUGUUUCUCCUAACUCCCUGUGAGGUUAUGUAAGGAACUCACUUAAAUGACAGCUGCUUAUUGGUGGGGGCAGAAGCAUUCAGAACUGAAGAUGCAUUGGGCUAAAUGGGACAACUUAUGUGUUUCUAAACGCAAUGGUGGAUGGGUUUCAGGGAGCUGCAAUCUUUUAAUCUUGCUAUGUUGGCUAAGCAAGGGUGGAAAUUUUUGAAUGAUCCAGACUCAAUCAUAGCAAGAAUUUGGAAGGCCAAAUACAAACCUCAGUGUUCUUUCCUUCAAGCCAAGUUGGGUCAUGCUCCAUCAUAUACUUGGUGAAGCGUAUUAGCUGGAAGGAAAAUACUGAAAUAGGGAUUGUGUUGGUGGAUUGGAAAUGGGGAGACUGAAGUUUCAAAGAUAGAUGGCUUCCUACUGCUGAAUCUCAUCGGAUACUAUCACCUGUAGUUACUUUCAUGGUGCAGACUGUUAUCUUUGUUGGAGUCUCUCAACUCUUCAUUCUGAGGCUUCUCCUUAAUAUGGACCAUGAUUAUGGGGUGAUUCUGAAAAUGCGACUCACACUGGUCUGGAUGGUGCUUCUUCAUCAAUGAACCAAGUAGUUUCUGAAAUUCCUGUUCCAGCAACCGCUACUGAUGGUGGUUCUCUGAUUGGAGCAGUUGAAAACACUGAUGACAGCUGGCUACGGAUGAUGACAGGGUACUGAGAAUGCUCUGGUUGUUUUUUGGGCUCACAUAUUACUCUGCAACGUAUUUUUAUGCAAAUGAGUUGGAAAAUUCUUCUCAGCCUGAGAUGAAGCAUCCAAAACUUGAAAAAGGAAAAAGAUCCCAAGGUUCUGUUUUUAUCCAAAACAAACUUCUUGCUAUUGCUUUUUCUCUGAAUAAGUUGGUCUUUCUGGUGGUUUUGCUUUGUAUUGGUCAGCAGACGUGGAUCUUACAGUUUCGUCUUAUUCUCAGUCUCAUGUUGAUACUGUUAUUAAUGAUGUUGGAGGUGCUUUGCGCUUUACUGGUUUUUAUGGCCAACCAGAUUCCUUAAAAUAUAAGGAAAGUUAGUCGCUGUUAAGGCAUUGCAUGGAAUUCAGUCUUUGCCAUUAUUAUGUGUAGGUGAUUGGAAAGAACACUUGGGGCCUCAUGAAGCUUUGGAGGUGCUGUUAGACCAUCAUGGCAAUUUAAAUCACUUAGGAGAGUGAUGCAGGAUUGUGCUAAGUUUGAGUUGGACUUUAGAGGCUCCCCUCUCACUUGGUGUAACAAUGAUUUUGAUUCUACAUGGACUUGUGCUCACCUUGAUAAAGCAUUGGCUUUUGCCUCUUGGAUUGAGUUGUUUCCUUCUACUGUUGUUGAGCAUGUUCCUUCAACUGGUUAAGACCACUCCGUUAUUUUUAUUCCUCUUGACUCUGGUCCUUCAGCAAUGUACAAGGAAGCAUUUUAGUUUUGAAAUGGCUUGGUUAUCUGAUCCAAGUUGUGAAGCACUAAUUGAGGAGGUGUGGACUUCUGUGAGUGUGAUGGGCAGCCCCUUGUAUAGAGUUUGCGAAUGUUUGUAGGCCUGUAGAAGACAUUGGCAGAGACUUCACUUUGGUUAUAUUUAAAAUCAAAUUAUUACAGGACAACAAGAACUUUUAUGCUAGAGAUCACUCUCCCAAUCCUGUGAUUGGUGUGCAAGCUAACACUUUAAAGAAGCAGAUUGAAGACUUUUUGGAUAAAGAAGAAACAAUGAGGUGCCAGUGCUCAAGGAUGAGAGACAAUAUGAGUAGAGCUUAUACACGUCCAACCCCAUUCAACCAGGUGUAUCCCUGAUAUUGCAGUCUCUCUCUCUCUCUCUCUCUCUCUCUCUCACACACACACACACACACGCACGCACGUGCGCACACACACACAUGUAUAACAUUUUAUAUGAAUUGUAUUUUUGUCUCGAUGAAAAUAAUCUAGUCACAGUGCAGACAAAAAAUUAAUCAUUUUACUUUACUAAUGAAUAUCUAUGUAUAAAAGAAAAAUUAUAACAGAAAAAGUAAUUAAAAUAGAUUAAUAAAGCAUAGACUUCCAUUCAAUUUAUUGGCAGAAAUCCAUGCCCCAAUUACAACAAUAACCAGAGAGACAAAAUUUCAAAAUCCACCAACGCAGGAUGAUUUCUGAGUUACAGGUGUUAGACAUGCUUUUGUCAUCUUUGCACCUGGUACCAUCACAAUGUGCUGUACUAAUGCUAUAUAUCUCGCUCCUAAUAUUCUUUUCAUCACAAGGCUGUCUGAUAUCCCAUACCACAUUCUUUGCCUUAUCCUCAAUCACCUUACUAAAUUGAAUCAAAACAACAAAACUCUAUUAAGGUUUAGCUUUAUCUCAAUCUCUUGAAGAACGAGGCCACCCUUCCAGUCACCACCUUUGACCUCCAAAAUGCUCAUUUCAAGUUCCCCAUGAUCUUCUCCUGAUCCAUUGAAGAACUCACCCAACUCAGUCUUCAGCCACCCAUCUACUCUCUCCCUGGGAUACCUGAGGCCAUCCAGCUCCUUGUUUUCUCUAGGCUGUGGCUGUGGUGCUUGAAACACCAGAAUGCUGCUGCGGUCACAGUUAAAAAACCCAAUUCACAUUGGUACUAUCUGGUAUCGCUGCCCCUGCUCUCUUUCUGCAUCCAAAUAGACAGUUUGCUUAUGAAUUUCACCUCCAACCCCAUUCAACCAGGUGUAUCCCUGAUAUUGCAGUCUCUCUCUCUCACACAUGCGCACACACACAGACAUGCAUGUAUAACAUUUUAUAUGAAUUGUAUUUUUGUCUCGAUGAAAAUAAUCUAGUCACAGUG